Messenger RNA from Rotaria sp. Silwood2, 363 nucleotides. Lineage: Eukaryota; Metazoa; Rotifera; Eurotatoria; Philodinida; Philodinidae. The record is from the annotation of a GenBank genome assembly.
AUGCGCUGUAAGGCUGAUACAAUUUUUGCUUGGAUUUAUGAUGAUAAUGAUGUUUUUCAUUCGCCUAUAUCAUCUGAUUCCGAAGAUGAUGAUUGUCAACCGGCGAUUGACGAGCUCGACCAAUCGAUAUUCACUGAUAAUUUUAAUAUUCGAAAAAAAUUUCUUCAAGAUACAGGUUUUGAUGGUCGAAUAACUAAAACAUUUUCUUACGCCAAUCUUCAACCACGCAGUCAGUGUAAUUUCCGUUGCCAAUCAAGGAAAAUACUCUCUCACGUUUUGAACAUCCUUAGUGCAAAAGAAGCUGAUAUUAUUUGGAAAGAUUAUAUGAAUGAUGAAUAUGAAGAUUAUAUUGAUGAAAAGUAA